UGAAGUGAGCAAAUUUUGUCAAUGAAAGACUUAUAUCCUACAAAAAGUUUAUUAUAAAGRCCGAAAAAGAUGAGCAAGCAGUCCUCACCAAGAAAUUUUAAAUUAGUCCAUCAAACAUUGUGCAUAACAUCCAUUGACUUCCAAAGAAAAUGUCUUUUUGGUUUUGUGGAGCUGAGAAUAUUACCUUUAGCGCACAAUCUGAACAGGAUCAAAUUGAAUUGCAAACAGUGCAGGAUAAUGCGCAUUUGCAUUCGAGAUGAAAAAAAGGGAGAUUGGUAUGAAGCAGGUUUUCAGUUUGAUGACAUGAGAGGAAGACCAGUUUGUGGCGAUGCCAAAAAGAGAAACUUGGAUUAUUUUUUUGCCUGCCAACAAAAUUCUGUGACUGUUUUUGAUCCAGACAAAAGUGGAGGAGAACUGACAAUUAGAGUCCCCAAGGAGGUUCAGGCUUGUGCCAUGGAGAGGCGCCAGUUUCGAAUCAGCAUUGAAUAUUCACUCGAUCAUCCUGAGGGAGGGAUACAGUUUGUAACCCCAAAAGGAGAAGGAUCCAUGGCUGAGAGAUCUGCACACUUGUUUACUUAUGGCUAUGGGAACUCAUCCAGGUUAUGGUUUCCCUGUGUUGAUUGUUAUUCUGAAGUAUGUACAUGGAGUAUUGACAUCACAACAAGUAAAGAUAUGAUAGCAGUAAGCAGUGGGGAAUUGGUUGAACAGAUUCUUAAUGCUGAUGAUAAAACAAAGACUUUUCAAUAUGAACUCAACAUUCCAACAUCGGCACCCAAUAUCGCUCUAGCUGUAGGUCCCGAGGUUUUGUGUUCUCCGGCAAUUCAUGAAGUCACAAACUUUUGUCUUCCUGGUCUUCUGUCUCACCUAAAGCACACGUCGGCUUUCAUUCAUGAUGUGUUUGAGUUCUAUGAAGAAAACCUUAGCUGUCGAUAUCCAUAUACCCAAUACAAACAGGUUUUUGUGGAUGAGGCAUAUGAUGAUAAGAUGACUUAUGCUUCUAUGUCAAUAUUUAACACAAGUCUUCUCCACUCCUCAAAAAUUAUAGACCAGACUUUCAUAACAAGAAGAGUUCUAGCCCAAGCUUUAGCUGAACAGUUUUUUGGUUGUUAUAUAUGCAUGCAGGACUGGUCUGAUGCAUGGUUGUGUUCAGGGAUAUCAGGAUAUCUUUAUAGUUUGUUUGUGAAGAAGGUUUUUGGAAAUAAUGAAUAUAGACAUUGGAUCAUGAAGGAGAAUGAGUGUGUAUGUAAGUAUGAGAUGGAAGGACCAGGUCUCCCUCCACUUCACAGCCCUCUAGGUACCAGCUCAGCAUCAACCAGUUCUUCAUUAACUUCUCCUCCUAUCGUACCAUCAUCAACACCAUUCUCAGCCAUCCAUCUCCAUCCUCAUCUGAUUGGCGUGAAACAGAAGGAAGUCGCCUGGAGUAAGGCUCACCUAGUUAUUAGAAUGAUUGAGAAUCGUAUAGGACAAGAACCUUUGCUUCAGGUUUUCAACAAGCUUCUGUCUCUAGCAAACACUACUGCACAACCUAAAGUCGACCCAAGCUUAUGGAAGAAUUUACUGCUAUCUACCACAGGGUUUCUUAAGUCAAUAUCAACUGUGUCUGGAAAAGAUAUUAAUGUAUUUAUCGACCAGUGGAUAUGCCACAGUGGCAUAGCUAAAUUUCAUGGCAGCUUCGUCUUCAAUCGCAAAAGGAAUAUUGUAGAGCUGGACAUCAAGCAAGAUUUAUCACGUGGUACAACUAAAUAUGUGGGUCCACUUACUGUGUGUAUACAAGAAUUAGAUGGAUCGUUUAAUCAUACUGUACAGAUAGAAGACAUAUCCAGUCGACACGAGCUGCCGUGUCACUCCAAAAGCAGAAGAAACAAAAAGAAGAAGAUUCCGCUGAUGACUGGCGAGGAAGUUGACAUGAAUCUCGAUGCAAUGGACUCUGAUUCACCUGUUCUCUGGAUGCGUAUCGACCCAGAAGUCACGUGGCUCCGUCACGUGACGUUCGAGCAGCCUGAUUACAUGUGGCAGUACCAGCUACGUCAUGAGCGUGACGUCAUGGCACAAGCAAAAGCUCUUGAAGCACUUGAUCGAUUCCCAUCUCCAGCGACUCGUGAAGCUUUGAUUGACAUCGUAAAAAACAAGGAAUGUUUCUAUAAAAUACGGCAAGAUGCUUGUUACUGUUUGGCAAAGGUUGCCACAUCGACCGCUGAAAGCUGGGCAGGUCAUGCCGCUAUGAUGAACAUCUUCAAAAACUUCUUUUCCUCAAAAUCUUGUCCUCAGAUUAUUCGUUAUAACGAUUUCUCGAAUUUUAUAUCUUAUUUUAUUCUCAAGACUCUCCCAGUUGCCAUAGCAUCUAUACGUAAUAUCCAUUCACAGUGUCCACGUGAAAUUCUUCUAUUUUUACUUGAGUUGUUGAAAUAUAACGAUAAUCGCAUAAAUAAGUAUUCGGAUGGUUACUACAUUGCAGCAUUGAUUACUGCCUUAGCAAAGACAGUCACUGCUGGAGUAUGUAUGACUACAACCACAAGCACUGGAAAGCAUGUUGUCAAAUUGAAAGAAGACACGCAGGUUGUUUUAAGUGAGGUGACUCGACGUCUUAAUGUCGAGAAAUUGCUACCAUCCUAUCGAUACGUCGUCACAGUCAGUUGCCUAAAGGCUUUAAGAACUCUUCAAGUCAACGGACAAGUUCCAUCCGAUCCAAAGACCUACGAAUAUUACUCAAGUUAUGGUCAUUUUGAAGAUGUACGAAAAUGUGCUGUUGAGUGUCUUGUCGACUUUGCCAAAGUGGAGCAAAGUGAACGAGUUCUUAGUUUUCUACUAACAAUCGUUGAAAAAGACCCAGUUCCUUUUAUCAGGCAUUAUACACUAAGAUCAUUAGCUGAAAACCCUCCCUUCACACGCAAAGCCGAUUCACCUCUCUGCACCGAGAACAUCGUCGAACGGUUGUGGCAUAUAAUGAACACCGUUCACGACGCCCGUUUACGCUGUGAUGCAUCUGACCUGUAUAACUCUAUGUUCGGAAGGCUAACACCAACUUGUGUUCCACCACAGGGAAUGGGCAUCGUCAUUGACCUGAAAAAAGAGAAAAUUAUGAGUCUCUCGCCGCUUGCCAUGCCAUCAUCACCGGGUGGUUCUGUAAGUGRUGAAGAAUCCACAGCAUCGAAAACAUCUAAGAAAAGUCACAAAAGAAAGCGUAAGACAUCACGUCCACACUCGCCUACAGACAMCAGUCAUUUAGACUCUCAACCUGGAACCCCAUUGAGUGUGGAGUCUGCUUGCUCAGAAGGAAACAAGCUCAAAUUGAAAAUMAAGCUUGGAAACGACGAAAGUGGCGUUGAAAGCAGCGGGGAAGUCCAUCCUAAGGACGCUGGAGAAAGUGAACCAAAAAAGCACAAAAAGAAGAAAAAGAAACACAGACAUAAGGAUGAAAAAGGRAAACGCAAAAUGAGYACAAGCAGUAGUAAYUACGAUUCUCCACUGAUGUUCGACCCUAAUGUCUCAUCGACUCCUAUUUGACACCAAAGAAAUUUGUGUUGUAUUUAGGCAAAGCUAUUAUUUGUCUAAUAAGUCUGUAAUCAUACUUUAUUACUUUUAAGAUCUAAAAAUCUUCUCAGUCGAUAGAUAAUAUGCAAGAGAAUUUAUUGCGGAAUAUAUCUUUGAUUGUUUUCUUAAAAUCUACUGCAAGUGGCUAGUAUCCAUACAGCCUCGAGAUGUUUAAAAUGAUAAUAUAUUUUCUCGUUUACUUUUGAGUUUUUCUAGGACCAUAUCAUUUUAAAGUAGUUCAUGUCAUGAAAAUGAAGACUAAUCAUAUGUCAUGUUUUGAGCAAAAUUUUAACAAAAUGUAUUGAAACGAGGAAAAACAAACCAAAGAACCCCCAAAAAAUUAUGUAAAGAGAAAAAUGUAAAUAAAAUAAAUUAGAUCAGAAA
Messenger RNA from Exaiptasia diaphana, 3915 nucleotides. Its product is annotated as transcription initiation factor TFIID subunit 2. Gene Ontology annotation, molecular function: metallopeptidase activity; RNA polymerase II general transcription initiation factor activity; zinc ion binding. The record is from RefSeq and is a predicted model, not a curated record. The transcript has 35 exons. Gene Ontology annotation, biological process: transcription initiation at RNA polymerase II promoter. The coding region runs from base 70 to 3504 and encodes 1144 amino acids. Gene Ontology annotation, cellular component: transcription factor TFIID complex. NCBI's taxonomy places the organism in Eukaryota, Metazoa, Cnidaria, Anthozoa, Actiniaria, Aiptasiidae.